CACCGAGCAGCCCGGCUCUGCCUGGACCUGCACAAGGGAAACCUCCCUCGGCAGCACUGACAACGCUGCCAGCAUCACUGCAGUGGCCCUGGGGAUGGGGACCCCUCUUAAACCCCCCCCCGUGCAGCGCUGGAGGCCUCCAAACCCAGCCAAAACUGCCUUAAAAUAGCCCCAAACAGCGUGUACCCCCCUUCCUUCACCAUCACCCCGCCUCUCCCCGAAACCACAGGCAAGCCACAGCACGAAUCCCUUCAUUAGGAACCUCGUUAGGAGCCAGCCCUAUGGGAUGCCACCCAUGGAUCAAGCAGGACAGCAGCCGGCAUGGCCCAAAGGUGGUCCAGCACCCCAAAGCUGCUCUCCAUGGGGGUCCAGCUGACCCAUUCCCAGCGAUCCCAUAGCUUGGCCUCUCCCACACGCUCCACUCCUGCCUCCUCCUCCUCAUCCGGGGAGCGGCUGCUCGGAGGGAGGAGGCUCCAGGCGUGCCGGGACAGCACCGGGAGCAGGGAACGCCAUGGCGGAGCGGCUGUCGGAGGAGCAGAUCGCCGAGUUCAAGGAAGCUUUCUCCCUCUUUGACCGGGAUGGGGACGGCUGCAUCACCACCAAGGAGCUGGGCACCGUCAUGCGGUCCCUGGGGCAGAACCCCACGGAGGCCGAGCUGCAGGACAUGGUGGGAGAGGUGGACGCCGACGGCAGCGGCACCAUCGACUUCCCCGAGUUCCUGUCGCUGAUGGCGAGGAAGAUGCGGGACACGGACAGCGAGGAGGAGAUCCGGGAGGCUUUCCGGGUCUUCGAUAAGGAUGGCAACGGGUACAUCAGCGCGGCGGAGCUGCGGCACGUCAUGACCAACCUGGGCGAGAAGCUGACGGACGAGGAGGUGGAUGAGAUGAUCAAGGAGGCCGACUGCAACAACGACGGGCAGGUCAACUACGAGGAGUUCGUGAGGAUGAUGACGGAGAAGUGAGAUCCCAUUGCCAGCAACAACCUCCAGCCCCAUCGCACAGGGAACAGAGGCUUUGGUGGUCUCCCGACCUUUCCAUCCCCUACUGCCUUCACUCCACCAUCCAGGGCUGGAAACCCUCUUUCAUCACCAGCCUGUGC
Molecule: messenger RNA, 1098 nt
Organism: Neopsephotus bourkii (Bourke's parrot)
Lineage: Eukaryota; Metazoa; Chordata; Aves; Psittaciformes; Psittacidae
Product: calmodulin, striated muscle
Exons: 2
Coding region: 512-961 (149 amino acids)
Biological process (GO): regulation of ryanodine-sensitive calcium-release channel activity
Molecular function (GO): calcium ion binding
Source: RefSeq, a predicted model, not a curated record